AUGUCAUUCCGUCUCUCUCAAGCUUACGUCCCAACAGACUACGAACUCCACAUCAAGACUGAUAUCAAGAGCAAGAAGUUUGAUGGUGAAGUUAAAAUCACUUUCAAGAAGAAUGAAGCUGAUGCAAAGGUUGCUGAACUUCACGCCGAUGCAUCAAUGGAAAUCAAGAGUGUUACACAGAAUGGUGCUGAAGUCAAAUUCGAACGCACCAACAACCGUCUUAACCUUCUUGGUGAGAAACUCAACGAAUCACCUGUAAUCAUCCAAUAUAUCGGCUCUCUUGACCGUCCGAACACAGGUUUCUACUACAUUAACGACACGACUGCAUGCACACAGCUCGAAUCUACACAUGCACGUGAAGUUUUACCAUGUUUUGAUGAGCCAUGCAUCAAGACAACAUUUAAGUUCUCAUUGACCGCACCAGCCGAGCUCAAGCAGUUCUCCAACACUCCUGUUGAGUCAUCAGAAGUCAAUGGCGAGUGGAAGACCUGCCAUUUCGUUAAAACACCAGUUAUGUGCUCAUACCUCUUCGCCAUCGCUGUUGGCAACUUCGUAACCGUCGAAGGGGCCACAAAGCGUGGUCUUCCAGUCAUAAUUGGCGCUACACCAAAUUUGAGAAUUUUCAUGGACGCAGCACUUGAAGAAUGCAUCAAAUACGUCGAGUGGUACGAAGACUUCACACACGUCAACUUCCCACUCCCAUGUCUUCAAGUUGUCGCUGUUCCAGAAUUUAUUAUGGGCGCCAUGGAGAAUUUCGGACUUAUCCUUGCCAGAGAAAGCUGCUCUCUCGGCCAUCCAAAGCUUACCCCAUUAGUUGGCUUCAUUCGUGCCAUGGAAGUCAACUGCCACGAAAUUGCUCACCAAUGGGCCGGAGACUGUGUUUCACCAAAGUGGUGGGACAGCAUCUGGCUCAAUGAAGGCUUUGCUACAAUCUUCCCAUCCAUCAUUUUCCAGGAUCUCCAUCCAGAAUGGGAUUAUUGGGGCAAUUUCUUCCUUACAGACAAUACAUACGCUUACGAGGUCGACCAAUCAAUGACAACUCACCCAAUUCAAACAACAUGCAACAGCGAAGCCGAAAUCGAAGGUUCAUUUGAUGAUGUCGAAUACUCCAAGGCUGGCGUCUUCAUCAAGAUGCUCAUGUACCACCUUGGACGCGACAGAUUCAGAGACUGCCUCAGAGUUUACUACAACAAGUUCCUUUACUCGAAUGCCGAUACAAACGACAUCCAAGCAGUUUUCUCCGACGUUCUCAAGGAGGACAUGAAGCCAUUCUUCGACUGCUGGACACGCCAGGCCGGCUUCCCACUCAUUACCCUCGAAGACGACGGAUAUCUCACUCAGAAGAGAUUCACAAUCAACGGUCUCAAGGAUGGCCAGAAGUGGAUUGUCCCACUCUUCAUAACCGUUGGCCGCAAAGAUGGAAAAGUCGAAGAAGUCAAAAUUGUCAUGACAGAAGAAAGGAUGAAACUCGAAAUUGAGGGUGAAUACGAAUGGCUCAAGCUCAAUACAAACCUCCGCAGCUUCUGCCGUACACUUCUCAAAGGUCAUCACCAAGAAAAUCUCAUCAAAGCAAUUAAGGCAGGAAAAGUCUCUUCAUACGACAUGUUCUCCGCUCUCAACGAUAUGCACGCAUGCGCUAAGGCAGGUGUUGUCUCUUACAAGGAAGUCGUCGAAUUACUUAAAGCAUACGAAGGCACAAAGGAGCCAUUACCACUUAUCGAGUGCGCCAAUGUCUUCACAAGCAUCUACCACAACUUCCCAGCCAUCCACGAGAAGAUUAUCCCAUUCGCUCAUAGAUUCCUCGAAUCCGCUCUCAAAACAGUCGGAAUGGACAACACAGGCGUUACAUCUUUACUCGCCGCUAAGCUUAGAGCACAAAUUCUUACAGAACUCGCAUUUAAUUAUCGCAGCGAAAUUGCAAAGGAAUACGGUAUCAAAUUAUACAAGGAAUACAUGGCCCGUGGCGAUUACCUUCUUCCAGAAGGAUUCGACAUGGAUGUUCUCUUGUUUGUCCUCAAAUGCGGAAAUCUUUUCGUCGAAGGUGGCAGACAAUACAAUAUCGAUGCAAUCAUCAAAUCUAAGAACCCAGAUGUCUCUAGAUCCAGCAUUGCCGCCCAAACAUUCGUUAAAGACGAGGAAAUGGACGAAAUGUUACUCAGCAUCUUAAAUGCAAAGAGACAGAACAUGCACAUCAUGUACAGAGUUGCUUGCACCGCUCCAACAGUAGGAAAGCACGCUUGGAACUUCUUCAAGAACAACGCUCAGUUCUUUAUCAAUUUAUUCGCUACUACAUCCUUCAUUUUACCUUCAAUGGUCGAGGCUGUCAUGGAAACAGCUGAGACAAGCGAAGAACUUGAAGAAAUGAUCGAAUGGUUCAACAAGAACCCAAUCGAGAUCUGCAAGCCAAUGGUUGUUAAAAUGGCUGACGAUCUCCGCCAGAAGUUCCAGACACAGGCAAAGUUCGCUGCAGAAGUUGCCGCUGCUAUCGAUAGCGCGUAA
This is a messenger RNA of Trichomonas vaginalis G3, 2499 nucleotides long. Its product is annotated as protease M1 zinc metalloprotease family. Gene Ontology annotation, cellular component: cytoplasm. Lineage: Eukaryota; Parabasalia; Trichomonadida; Trichomonadidae. Gene Ontology annotation, biological process: peptide catabolic process; proteolysis. The coding region runs from base 1 to 2499 and encodes 832 amino acids. Gene Ontology annotation, molecular function: peptide binding; zinc ion binding; metalloaminopeptidase activity. The record is from RefSeq and is a predicted model, not a curated record. The transcript has a single exon.